Molecule: messenger RNA, 1065 nt
Organism: Laccaria bicolor S238N-H82
Lineage: Eukaryota; Fungi; Basidiomycota; Agaricomycetes; Agaricales; Hydnangiaceae
Exons: 6
Coding region: 1-1065 (354 amino acids)
Source: RefSeq, a predicted model, not a curated record
AUGCCAGCCGGCAUCUUUGCUGGCAAGGACUGUGACUUCUUUUGCAAGAGUCGCAGUGAAGUGGUUGGCAGCAUAGUUAGCUGCGAGCUUGUGAAGAGUAGGAUGCUGGAAAACAAUGUCAAGAACAACUUCAACGUUGCAGAAGAACUCACGGCGCGUCGAGCAACUGUCAUACACAGGAUUUUAAUGGGACUCAACAGCAUCUGGAGAUUGGAACGAACAACGAAGGACGGCUGGUUAGGAGCCUGGUUCAGAACGUACCUUCACUCUGUAGUCAUUGCUUCAAUUCACCGAAAUGACGUGUCCAACAAGAGGGGGAGAACUUGUGCAUCUCAUCGCCGUCACAGAUCCUACUUUCACAAGCAGGACAUUGACGUCUUAAGUCGAGAACAACAGAUUGAAGAUUACGACGACGGUCAUGACACCCAAUGGUUCGGACAGUCCAACUUGCUGAGGCCUCAUCGACGGGAGCUCCUCAUAUCUGACUUAUCAAUAAGGCUGCCAGAAAAGCGCUCCUCGCUGUUCAAGACAGACAGACCGACCCAAUUUUGCCCGAUGGUUUCCCACCGCCAGCUUCAAAUCCAGUGCUCAAAACUACAUAGACGUGCGGUGCUGCUUAGCGUGGAAUGGAAAAAGCUGGUCUGUGCGAUUAGUAUGCCUGUUCUUCGAGUUUUGCCAGCAGCGGAGGCGCAUGGGAAUUUGCUGCUGCAACGGCCCAUUGUGCAAAUAGGCCACCAUUUGCCAUCAAGAGGCUGGCUUUGGAUUAGCCUGAAAAUGAUGACGACCUCCCGACCUGUAGAAGCCACAGGAGAAAACGCCUUGGCGUCGAUGGUGUCCAACCUCCAGGAGCCGGAAGGGGCAGGGAGAGCCGCUGCUCUCAAUCUAGGCUCAUGCAGAGCAGCUACGAGGGGGUGGCAAGGAACUCUUUCAGCAACCACAUCAUGUGCAACAUGUGGUCACAGCUUCGAAGGCACCGAAGAACAGUGGUGUUUUUGGACACCAAUCACCAUCACCAUCCCAAAUUCCAACAAUCCAAGGAACCCGGCGUCUUACAUCCUCAUCUGA